This is a messenger RNA of Penicillium soppii, 696 nucleotides long. Its product is annotated as GPI anchored serine-threonine rich family protein. Bases 1 to 696 code for a protein of 231 amino acids. NCBI's taxonomy places the organism in Eukaryota, Fungi, Ascomycota, Eurotiomycetes, Eurotiales, Aspergillaceae. The record is from RefSeq and is a predicted model, not a curated record. The transcript has 3 exons.
AUGCGUUGCUCAUUCACCAUCACCGCUAUGAGCCUCCUAUCAUCGGCUUUGGCAAUCACCAUCACCACUCCGUCCUCAUCCACGGUGUGGGAUUUUUCCACUCCCAAAACCAUCAAAUUCACUAGCAAGUCUAGUGAUCCUUCGGUAAUCAGCAUCAUCCUUCGAAGUCAGGAUGGCUCCUUCCAGACCAAAUUGGGGGACAACGUCAAGACCUCUGAGGGCGAAUACACGACCCAGCCUAACCCUAGCAUUUCCAACGGAAAUGGCUACGAGAUAGAGAUCAUCGAUUCUGCUGGCCAGCUCGCCCUCAGUGACGUUUUCACUGUCGAGAAGGGCGCUUCUGAUGAUGGUACUACAUCCUCCUCUUCAACCACCUCCUUUUCUUCCACCACCACCACCACCACCUCCUCCUCCACUUCCUCUUUCAUAACAUCUACUGCGACCACUUCCACGUCGCCUACCUCUACCCUUCCAUCCUCGAUAUCUUCAACACCCGCGUCGUCGACUAGCACCACCACCACCUCAUCUGCUACAUCUUCAUCCACGACCACGUCUUCCACCUCUUCCGACAGUUCAUCCACCGGUGCCACCGCCACCUCUCCACUCUCGACUGGUGCUGCAUCAUCUCAAUUCAGCGCUCCCAAGGGAGUUAUGGCUUUACUCGGUGCUGCUUUCGCGCUAUUCAACGUACAGUAG